Paramecium octaurelia is the source of this 609-nucleotide messenger RNA. The record is from the annotation of a GenBank genome assembly. Lineage: Eukaryota; Ciliophora; Oligohymenophorea; Peniculida; Parameciidae.
UAAAUGGGAAGUCAUUGUUCUUAAGCAGUCUAAACUAAUACUGUUACAUACGAAGAGAAGAAUGAAAUUAAUAAUGCUAUUUAGGAAAAGGAAACCUUUGUACCGAUAUUCACUGGCAAAUUGAAUCUAAAUGUUGAAAUUGACAAAGGCGUAUAUUCAAUGAGACCAUGCAAUGUCAAUGAUUCAGUUUUGGAUAUAACAACUGAAAGAAAUUAACAGGAAUAAAUACAAUAAAAGUUCAAUUUAAGAAAUUAUACAGUUAGUUAUUGUCAAAGAAGUAUUUCGACGAUACUAUGACCAUAAACAAAUCUCACAAUUUAGUAUAUUCUAAUAUGGGUUUUAACAUACUCUCUGAGAUUAUUCCAAGUGAAGUGGUAUCCCAGAAAUAAGAAAAAUAAAAAAAAGUAGAAGAAUGCGACGAGGACUAUGAUUAGAUGUGUAGAACUGAUUUGGAUUAGUUUAAAUUUUAGUAACCUGCUGUUAUGAAAUAUGUAGACAAAUAAAUACCAACUUAAUAAAAGACGAAGUAAAAAUACAAUUAAAUAUAAGCACUGUUGAACAAAGAAAUCUAAGAAAAUGAUUUUUAAAUAUCAAUUUAUUUAAGUGAUU